AUGCCGCGAGGUGCUCCUCCCAUCUCUGCCGAUGAAUUUGCGCGUUUUCUCAAGAAGUGCACUCCCUUACACGGAUGGACACGCAGCAUAUCUGUAGCUAAUUCUGGCGGGCCCGAUUCCACUGCCUUGCUCUUUUUGUUAAAGCGGCAUAUUGACGGUGUACGCGCCAACUCUCCGCACUCGCUUCCGGCGCAGCUUUACUCACUCACCGUCGACCAUGCUCUCCAACCCGAGUCCGCGAAAAUGGCAAAAUUGGCAGAGGAACGCGCCACCAGUAUGGGCAUUCCGCAUGUCACUUCAAGAGUACCCUGGGGCCAAGAUCCAUUUCCUGAACAUCCGGGGGAGGGAGACGCAUUCGAGGAGACCGGCAGAGUCGUCCGUUACCGGCUUUUGUUGGACCGCAUGAAGGAACUUGAUUCGUACAUCCUCGCGCUUGGCCACCACGGAGACGACCAGGUGGAAACUUCUCUAAUGCGUCUUGCAAAAGGCACGACAGAGAUCGGCGCUGGAGGAAUGCGAAAGGUCCGACGUUGGGGCAUGGGAAUGCACAACAACGAUUUGAACUUUGCUGGGAUGGAUGGAAUGCGACGUUGGAUGAUUCGUCCCUUACUGGAUUUAGGAAAGGAAAGAAUUCUUGCGACAUGCUAUGCUAAUAACCUCGAGUUUGCGACGGACACAACCAACUUCCAGCCCGAACUAACACUGCGAAACGCCAUUCGAACACUGGUCUCACAAAACUCAUUCGAACCAGAGUCGUUAGGGCCAAACAUUCCUCUUCAUAUCCUCGAUGGUCUCCAACAAAUCAAGACGAAUAUAUCCACCCUCCAGUCAGUGGAAAUGGAUCCUUCGGGCGGGUUAGAUCAUCUGCGCAGCGCAGUCUCCGUAUUGUCCAACCAGUUGGAAGACAUUGAUAGUCUUGUUGACAGUGGUCUCAAUCGAUGUCAUCUUCCUUCGCCAGCAGGCACAUAUCUCGUCUCUUCUCGUGGGCUUGCGACUGUCAACGACCCCCUUGUCCAACACGCUUUGGUUCUCCGAAUCAUGCGUUACGUCUCGUUUUUCGCCUGGGGAACUAUCCGCGCGGAUGCUAAUAGGCGGCGAGUUAGCAUAGAGCGCAUCAUCAGAUCUCUAUGGACACCCGACCCAUUCCAAAGCGGUGUCAAGCCUUUUGUUGCUGGUGGUGGGGUAGUUUGGACCCCCGUUUUGGUCACCAAAUCGCGCCUUAAAUUCCCCGUCAAUAAUGUCGCGCCAGUCCGCAAAUCAGGCGAUCUCGUUGGAUGGUUAGCGUCCAGACAGGUUCCGUUUAUCGAAGCACGCCUCCAAGCGCUUGGUAUGCCGAAUGUGCUCAAACGAGAUAUCACCGAGCAAUUGCGCGCCUAUCUGGCCAUCCGACAUGAAAAACCGGGCCAGAUAUUCGAUUUCCUCUGGGACAAUCGGUUCCUGCUCCAUAUCAACGUGGACGGCAUUUCCGAAAAGAUAGCUCGAGCGGUGUUGGAGGAGGGAAACCAAAUAUGGGUUUAUCCCCAUUCGCGAUGGUUCUGGCCCAAGGUCGUUCAGUUUGACGCAACAGGGAGCGAGGCCAGCGAAACAGUCCUACACUCAACGUUGACUGUCCCCAAAAGGGGUAUUGUACCGCUUGACAGGGACGUCAUGCUCAAGUGGCCGCAGGCCUACACGCGGGACUUAGAGGAAAUUACCGCGCCUUGGAUAGAAACGGAGUAUAUCAGAUCACUCUCAGCAUUAUAA
Molecule: messenger RNA, 1743 nt
Organism: Mycena indigotica
Lineage: Eukaryota; Fungi; Basidiomycota; Agaricomycetes; Agaricales; Mycenaceae
Product: ATP-bind-3 domain-containing protein
Exons: 5
Coding region: 1-1743 (580 amino acids)
Biological process (GO): tRNA processing
Molecular function (GO): ligase activity, forming carbon-nitrogen bonds; ATP binding
Source: RefSeq, a predicted model, not a curated record